GCCUGCAGGACAAGGAGACAUUCAGCAACACACAUGGAGACUUUCAAUCUAUGCGUUCUACUAAGCCUGGCAGUCACAGUUUACUGUGUGCCACUACCACAGGUGACUGUGCAGGAUGAGACUUUUGCAGAGAGCUACCUGAAGAAUUUCUUCAACCUUACGGAGGAGACGGGUCCGACUAUCAGACGAGGAAUCAGCCCUGUGACCAAGAAGCUGAGUGAGAUGCAGAGAUUCUUUGGUCUCCAGAUCACCGGCAACCUGGAUGCAGACACCUUAGCAAUGAUGAAGAAGCCCCGCUGCGGCGUUCCAGAUGGAAAGAUUGGUGAAUUCUCCACCUUUGGAAGCGACCUCAAGUGGGACAAAAACAGCCUCACCUACAGGAUCGAGAACUACACACCUGACAUGUCCACAUCAGAAAUUGAUGACUCCAUAGAGAAAGCGUUUCAGGUUUGGGCCAAUGUCACUCCUCUGAGAUUCACAAGGAUCUACAGCGGCAUCGCUGACAUCAUGAUCUCCUUUGGAAGCAGAUCACAUGGUGAUUUUUAUCCCUUCGAUGGCCCUGAUGGCAUUCUGGCCCACGCCUUCGCCCCGGCUCCUGGCAUUGGAGGAGAUGCUCACUUUGAUGAUGAUGAGACCUUCACUUUCCGCUCAAAUUCAGGUUACGUCCUCUUCAUGGUGGCUGCCCAUGAGUUCGGUCACUCUCUGGGAUUGUCUCACUCUGAUGAUGCUGGUGCUCUCAUGUACCCCCUGUACUCAUUCAAUAAGCCUGAAACCUUUGUUUUGCCCCGGGAUGACAUCAAUGGAAUCCAGUCUCUCUAUGGUCCAAACCCUGACAAGGAUCCUUUUCAGCCAGGACCUGAGCCCCCCACCACCCCUGAUUCCUGUGAUUCAACCAUGGUGUUAGACGCUGUUGCCACCCUGCGAGGAGAGAUGCUCUUCUUCAAGGACAGCUUCUUCUGGCGUAGCCACAUUCAGAGCUCGAAAUCUCAGCAAGUCCUCAUCACAAACUUCUGGCCAGAUGCUCCCGUCAACAUCGACGCCGCUUAUGAAAGCCAAGUGUUGGACAGCGUCUUACUCUUCAAAGGUCGUCGAGUGUGGGCUUUCAGUGGCUAUGAUAUCGUGCCCGGCUUUCCCAAAUCUAUCUCCAGUUAUGGUCUUGAUGAAAGUGUGCAGAAAGUCAAUGCAGCUCUUUAUGAUGCAGCAACUGGCAAGACUCUGUUCUUCGUAGGCAGCAAGUACUACAGUUACGACGAGGCCAAGAAGAGAAUGGAUAAGGGAUUCCCCAAGAAUGUGGAUCAAACCUUCAACGGUCUGACCGGGGAGGUGACGGCAGCUUUCCAGUACAGAGGUUUUACUUACAUUUACAGUGGACCGUACAUGUUUGAGUACAGCCUGAGGAGUGGCAGACUGUUCCGAGUGCUGAGGAACGACUAUUUCCUGCGUUGCAAUAAGAACUAGACCAGUUCAGCCACUAAGGUGCUUACAUAGCCACUCUGAGUGAGUGAAGGCACUAUCGCUGUAAAUGUGACAACAUAUUUUACAGAAUUAUAUUGUUAAACAUUUUCAGGUAUAAACUUUAUUGAAGUCCUUCCUGAGAAAAGCACCUAGUAUUGUUUUGGUAUAUGUUUGUAACUUCUGAGCUUUUCACUUUUGCUAUUUAAGAUUAAUUUAUCUCUAUUUUAUGUAUCUUAUUUAUCUUCAUACUCAUUGUUUGAGCAUCUCUUUUAAUAUUCACCAAACUGUUUUAACUGUCUGUUUAAUGAAGGUUAACUGAUGACUACGGAGCAUGUUGCAUAAAAAGAUUAAUGACUGUUACAGAUACACACACACCGACAUUGCACUGAAUUUGAAAACCAUUGUGACAAGACAGAUGAAUGUAUACCUGCAAAAUUGUUAAAAAUAUGUGAUGACACCAAGAAUGUUCAAUAAAAGUUGAUUGAAAAGUA
Messenger RNA from Labrus bergylta (ballan wrasse), 1946 nucleotides. RefSeq names its product collagenase 3. Gene Ontology annotation, cellular component: extracellular matrix. Gene Ontology annotation, biological process: proteolysis; collagen catabolic process; extracellular matrix organization. NCBI's taxonomy places the organism in Eukaryota, Metazoa, Chordata, Actinopteri, Labriformes, Labridae. The record is from RefSeq and is a predicted model, not a curated record. Gene Ontology annotation, molecular function: zinc ion binding; metalloendopeptidase activity.